AUGAUCAAAAUCAUUAUCAUACUCAAUUGUGAUGAAGAAAUUAACGUAGACGACCCUGGUAUAAACAAACAAUCACAAGCAUUAGAAAUCAUCCCCAUUAAUGCAUCUACACUACCCGUAACAGAAAUAAAAACCUCUAAAGACAAUAUUUAUUUAACUGAACAAUUUAUUCCCAAAAACGAUUUUGUAUUCCCUAAAACAAAUGGAAGAUCAUGUCAGUUGAAAUGGUUUAAUUCGUUUAGUUGGCUACAUUAUGUGAAAGAAAAAAAUGUUGUUUUAUGUUAUCCGUGUACUUUAGCCAGUCAAACUAAAAUAACAAAAAUAAAAAUUCAUGGGCAAGAAUCGUUUAUUGAUACUGGGUUUCAAAAUUGGAAGAAGGGCAUUGAGCGGUUUUCUAUACACGAAAAAAGUGAAAACCAUAGAGCAUCAAUAGAAUAUUUAAAUUUUCGUAACAACUCUCGUCCUGUUAUAUCUUUAAUUACUGAACAGUCUUUAAAUGAACAAAAAGAAGCUCGUACAGUAUUUAAAAUUGUUAUUAGCUCUAUUCGUUACUUAGCUCGUAGUGGUCAAGCUAUUCGUGGUGGUACAUGGGAUUCUGGAAACUUAAUUUAUUUAUUACAAGAGCGUUCACUUGAAAAUCCUGCACUAAAAAUUUGGCUUGAAAAACGAAACAAUUGGUUAAGUGGGGAUAUUCAAAACGAGUUACUUGAAACUAUGGCGCAUUUUGUUUUACGGAAGAUUAAAAAUUCAGUUCUAAAAAGUCCAUUUAUGGCCAUAAUGGCUGAUGGCACUACAGAUAUUUCUGGUCAAGAACAGUUUAGCAUUUGUUUUCGUUUUUUAAAUACAAUUUCUUUAAAUAUAAACGAAAUUUUCGUGGGUAUGUAUAAUCCUCCAAGUGGAAAUGCUGAAACAUUAUUUUCUUGCAUCGCUGAUUUAUUGACACGUAUGUGUCUUAGUUUUGAAAAUGUCAGAGGACUUUGUUUUGACGGAGCGGCAACUAUGUCUGGUCAUAUAAGUGGAGUACAAAAGCGAAUUUCUGAUGUACAACCUAAAUCUAUAUUUAUUCAUUGUUCAAAUCAUUCAUUGGACUUAGCAUUGAGUGAUACUAUUAAAACUGUAGAUUUUGCUAAUGAUGCUCUAAAUUUAAUCAGAUUUGUAAGUAAUACAAUCUUAGAUUCAUCAAAAUGCAAAAACAUAUUUUCUGGUAUUGUUCUUUCGACUAACUUAGAUGAAGAAAAUGACUAUAAAACUGAAAAUAUACCAGGCAUUAUUCCUUUUUGUCCUACAAGAUGGACAGUCCGAGUAAAAGCAGUUAAUAGAUUUAUAGAAAAUUAUGAAAGAGUUCUUUUAACAGUACAAGAAAUUUUAAAAGAUUCAAAUUCAAUUAGUAAAGAUAGACGAGCAGCUCUCCGCGGAUAUGAGACGAAACUUUGGAAGUUUGAAACUGUUUUUGCUCUGGAAUCUUUGUCUUUAAUUUUAGGUCCAUGUGAGCAGUUGGCUAAAGCUCUGCAAAAUAUAUCAUACACUGCUAUUGGAGCCAAACAUUCAUCAGAAUUGUUAAUAAAAACUCUUACAUCGUUACAUAAUGAUGAUGUUUUCAAUGAUACUUGGAAUAAAACCAAACAAUUAGCCGUCCAUCUUAACCUUACAAUGCCGAAAAAUCCUAGAGUUUGUAAGCCCCCUGCCAAGCUUGAAUAUUCAACUACACGCACACCUCCAGCCAACAUCGACAAAAAAGUUGCUUUAAGAAAAGAAUUUUUUGCUUUAAUUGAUUGUUUGUUGAACGAAUUAAAUGAAAGAUUCACUCAGUCUGGGUUAGACAAAGUAGUAUCAAUGGAAACUAUUUUGAUGCGUUCAAUCAAUAGAGAUAAAAUUGAAAUAAGUGAAAUAAAAAAACUUCUCGGUAUUCACGUAACUGAUUUUAAUGUAGAUCAAUUAGCUGCUCAAUUAAUAAUGCUUCCUAAUAUUUUAAAUUCUGAUAAUUCCUCAGCAACAAUAAAAGAUAUUGUUGAAAUAUUUAAAAUGUUGCCAGAAACUUCUCGUCAAUUGAUGAACCAAGUUGAACGGCUUAUUAUACUGUUAUACACAAUACCUGCAGCAUCAGCCACACCAGAAAGGUCAUUUAGUGGGCUCAGGCGUUUAAAAACUUAUACACGUUCAACUAUGAGUCAAAAGCGGUUGACUCAUUUGUUACUACUACACUUAAACCAAACUAUUUUGUAUGAGAUUUCCUUGGAUGAUAUACUAAAAGAGUUCAUUAGCCGUACAGCAGAGAGAAAAAGUGUAUUUGGUAAAAUGUAA
Molecule: messenger RNA, 2301 nt
Organism: Aphis gossypii (cotton aphid)
Lineage: Eukaryota; Metazoa; Arthropoda; Insecta; Hemiptera; Aphididae
Product: zinc finger MYM-type protein 1-like
Exons: 2
Coding region: 1-2301 (766 amino acids)
Molecular function (GO): protein dimerization activity
Source: RefSeq, a predicted model, not a curated record